Messenger RNA from Passer montanus (Eurasian tree sparrow), 1462 nucleotides. Its product is annotated as perilipin-3-like. Gene Ontology annotation, biological process: positive regulation of triglyceride storage; lipid storage. Lineage: Eukaryota; Metazoa; Chordata; Aves; Passeriformes; Passeridae. The record is from RefSeq and is a predicted model, not a curated record. The transcript is spliced from 8 exons. Gene Ontology annotation, cellular component: cytosol; lipid droplet. Bases 66 to 1352 code for a protein of 428 amino acids.
AGGAGAGAUGAUGGAGUGUGUUGGGUUCAUCCUUGCUGUGAUUCUGCUCACCUCCAGCAGCUGCCAUGGCCUCUGCUGUGCCCCGCAAGGAGGAGGCUGCCCAGAGCUCCCCAGAGGUGGAGCAGGAGCAGGAGGCUGCAGUGAAGGAGGUGCCCACUCUGAGCCUGCCGAGCUCUGCCUGUGGUGUGGUUUCUGCAGCUGAUGCCUCCAGCAAGGAGAGCCAGCCCUGCCUGAGGAGUGAGUGUGCAGGGCAGGGCGUGCACAGAGUGACCCAGGCCAGCUGUGUGCAGCCCCACGUCACUGCAGUGAGGAAGUAUGCUGCCAAGGGCUUGGAUAAACUGGGGGAACUGGGGGAGAAGCUGCCACUCCUUCCAAAGCCAGUGGAACAGAUCCUCUCUGACACAAAGGAGCUGCUGUCAGCCAGAGUGGCUGAGGUGAAGGAGGCUGUGAGCAGCAGAGUGCUGGAGGUGCUGGAUGUCACCAGGGAUGCUCUGCAGGGCAGUGAGGGGGCUGCCACACCUGCAGAGACCAGCGCUGCUGGGCUGGGGCCUGCAGGGGGACAGAGGGAUGUCUGUGGAGCAGAGGCUGUGCUGGGGACAGCAGAAGGUGGCUCUCUCCCUGUUGGAAAUGAGGAGCUAGCCCAGCUGGCAGUGUGUGAGGAGGGCACGGCCGUGCCCCUGCAGCAGCACAGGAGGUGCUUUGUGCACCCGGGCUCUCUCUCGCAGGACCUGCGCCUCUCUGCACAGCUGCACUCCACAGCCAGGACCAAGCAGCUCUGGCAGGGCAUGCAGGGGGCCCUGGCACAGCUCCACUGCAUCCUCCAGCUGGCUGAGGCUUUUAAGCAAGGAUUUAAUCAAAAGCUUCAGGAGGAGCAGGAGAAACUACACCAGAUGUGGCUGGACUGGAGUAGGAAGUAUCUCAGAGAGAGUGGAGAUGAAAGCCCUGUGGAGCCAGAGGAGCUGGAGUGCCUGACGCUGCUGAUGGCUCGCAGGCUCAGCCAGCAGCUGCAGCUCACCUGCUCCGGGGUGCUGGCUGCCCUGCAGGGCCUCCCCUGCAGCCUGCAGGACAGGCUGCAGCCGGCUCUGGCUGCCAGCCAGGAGCUGCAUGCUGCUUUCUCAAGGGCAAACUCCUGCCAGGAUUUGUCCAGCAGUGUCCUGAGCCAGGGCCAGAGGGAGCUGGCUGUGAUCCAGGAGUACAUGGAGGAGCUGCUGGAUUACCUGAAGAACAGCACUCCUCUGUCCUGGCUGGUGGGACCCUCCUCCCCCAGGGAGGAGGAGGAGGAUCAAUCCUCCCAGGAGGAAGCAGGGGCAGCAGGAGCUGGGCACCUGGAAACCUCCAGCACCCCCAUGUAAAGGAUAAAACAAUAAUGGCUGUUGGCAUUAAACCCUCAGUAAGGGGAAAGUGGAAAGAAUUGUCUUCCUAAAAGCUGCUUGUGCUGGGUGAUAACUGCUUGAAAUAAAAC